Messenger RNA from Acaulospora morrowiae, 622 nucleotides. NCBI's taxonomy places the organism in Eukaryota, Fungi, Glomeromycota, Glomeromycetes, Diversisporales, Acaulosporaceae. The record is from the annotation of a GenBank genome assembly.
CGUAGGUACAGAAUGUGGGGUAUCCGUAACAAUAGAUCCUAAAGAACUUGUAAAGGCAAUAGCAAAUAUGAUUCAAUCGAUACACACUGGUAAGAUGAUGCUUAAGGCAGAACAAAUUAUAAACACAUUGGAAGAGGAUAAUGAAACAAUGAAGAUUCUUUUUAAAGAGGUCGCGGAAAAAAUAGACGGAAUUUAUGCAGAUCAAAUACAACAACUUGAGCCUGAAUCCGUUGAAGCAUUUGCUCAAUUUAUUUCAAAACAAUUGUUUGAUUAUUUAGGUUCAAAUAAAGUAGAAUUUAUCCUUAGUCCGACCGAAUUACUCAUUGAAGGAUUGCAUUUUACCGUAUAUACGAAGAAUUGUUUGUUAACUACUCUGGACGGAGUUCUAUGGAAUGCCAAGGAGAUGCUCUGUAGUACGGGUAUCAUCACUUCCGACGGUGGUGUUUACAUCUAUAUCAAAGAUCCUGGACGCAAUCUUAAAUAUGGAUUCCGUCAUGAUAAAUUACCAUAUAAUCGUUGCCAUUAUGAACGCCACGGCAAUCUGAUAGAAGCUAAUAAACGACUAAAGCAAUUAGUGCAGUUGCAAAAAACGGUAAAAGGACCUAAAUGUUGCAUUUCAUAG